CCGUUUCCUUGGCGGUGGCCGUGGCCGUGGCGGUGGCGGUGGCUGCGGGCGGAGUCGCCUGUGGUCCGAGCGCCUGCACUGAGAACCUGCUCUGGGUAUUUUGCUGUCAACAUUGAAUACACUUCCAUGGAAUCUCCAGACCCCGAGAGACUAUUACAGUGCCCUUAUGAUAAAAAGCACCGCAUCAGGGCCUGCAGGUUUCCAUAUCACCUUAUCAAGUGCAAAAAGAAUCAUCCUGAUGUUGCAAAACAACUGGCUACAUGUCCAUUCAAUGCUCGUCACCUGGUUCCAAGGGCUGAACUGAGUCAUCAUAUCUCAAUAUGUGAUGACAGGUGUUGUAUAGAGCAGGAUGUGGUCAUCCCCACCAGGAACCCUGGAGAAGACACUCUGCCUAAGAGCACAUUGCAGCACCCUCCUUGUGAUGAAGACUGGGAUAAAGAAUUGGCUGAAGAGAAUAACACCACCCCAUUUAUCUGGGGCACAACCAGUUUCUGUGACAAUAAAUGUCCUGCAAGCAACACAGCUAUGGAACAUAAAAGUAAUCUGGCAUCAGGCAAGCAAGUUCCAAAGACUCAGCCAUGGAAAAACAGUGGAUAUGGACAGUAAAUGAACAUCUUUCACAAAUGCCAGAAUCUAGAAGAAUCUUCAUUAUCCCUCCUAUCCAAGGAUUCUUACUUGCUUUUUUCCAAGUUUGAUGAUAUAUAAAGUAAACUGCAUGAUUUUCAAGCAUAAAAGUAUCUGCUCUACUUUUUCCUCUGUAUGUCUGUAAUGCCUCAGUUAUUUGAUCCCAGAAUCCUCCUGAACAUUGCUAAGUUAGAUACCUUAACAGUUUAAAUAUCUACUGUGCAAAAAUAAAAGACCACACCAUUGUAGUUACUGGAACAUACUGUUGUACUGUUAUCAUAAACAAUCUAGCUAAAGUAGACUGGAAACAUAGGUUGCA
Messenger RNA from Jaculus jaculus (lesser Egyptian jerboa), 943 nucleotides. Its product is annotated as gametocyte-specific factor 1-like. Lineage: Eukaryota; Metazoa; Chordata; Mammalia; Rodentia; Dipodidae. The record is from RefSeq and is a predicted model, not a curated record. The coding region runs from base 127 to 606 and encodes 159 amino acids. The transcript has 9 exons.